AUGGCGGACAACGCAACAUCCGUUGAUGUCGUCGAAGGCUGCCGCCUUCCCGUUUUGCGCAAAAACCAAGAACACGAAGACGAGUGGCCAUUGGCUGAAAUCCUAAGUGUGAAGGAAGUGUCCUCAAGAAAGCUCUAUUAUGUCCAUUAUAUUGACUUUAAUAAGCGUCUGGAUGAGUGGGUCACAUUGGAUCGACUAGAUUUGAAAAAACUCCAAUUCCCCAAAAAAGAAGCGAAAACACCCACAAAAAAUGGUCUUCCAGGGUCUCGACCCAGUUCUCCAGAAAGAGAAGUGAAAUCCAAUGAAGCCAUUCAGCCUUUUAAAGGGAUUGUUCAUCCUGUGAAGGAGGUUCCCAGAGAAACUUUGAGGAAGAGUCUCGAUCUCAACGUACAAACCACACCCACAGCUCCUUCCAGAGGCAAAUCCCUACCUGCACCGAAGAGAAAAGCAGAGCCUCCUGCCCCCCUGGCUCCUCAGGUGUCGCCCGCCCCCCCUGUGCCCUCUCUGCCAAGUUCAGCUGAAGCCUCUCAGGCAGCUGUGUAUCCGGCUGCACGAGAGAGCACCACCUUCAAGUCCCGGGAAGACCAUGAGCAGCUCUCCUCUUUAACUACGAACGGCACCACAGCAAGACGUUUAAUCCCUCCUCCAGCCGGGAGGAAGAGGAAAGCCAACUGCGGAGGCACCGAUGAGAUGAUAAAGGUUUUGCAGUAUAACAAGCCUCAAAGUGCCAGUGUCUUUCUACCACCACCAGAGACAAUAUCUAAUGUGGGAGUUGUUCUCAACCAGGAUUCCCAGGACAGCUCCGAUGGAAUCCCCACCGCACCCCGCAUGACAGGCAGUUUGGUGUCUGACCGUAGCCAUGACGACAUUGUCACACGAAUGAAAAACAUAGAGUGUAUUGAGCUCGGACGACAUAGACUCAAGCCGUGGUACUUCUCUCCGUAUCCACAAGAGCUGACGUCACUGCCCAUCCUCUACCUCUGUGAAUUCUGUCUCAAAUAUGUCAAAAGUUUGAAGUGUCUUCAAAGACAUUUAACAAAAUGUAACCUACGACAUCCGCCAGGUAACGAAAUCUAUCGCAAAGGCACCAUUUCCUUUUUUGAAAUUGAUGGCAGAAAAAACAAAACCUAUUCCCAGAAUCUUUGUUUAAUUGCUAAAUGUUUCCUGGACCACAAGACUUUAUACUAUGAUACAGACCCUUUCCUCUUUUAUGUAAUGACUGAAUAUGAUUCCAAAGGCUUUCAUAUAGUGGGUUACUUCUCUAAGGAGAAAGAGUCCACAGAAGACUAUAAUGUGGCCUGCAUUCUCACUUUACCUCCAUACCAGCGCAGAGGCUACGGCAAGCUGCUCAUCGAGUUCAGUUAUGAACUCUCCAAAGUAGAAGGGAAAACCGGCACUCCAGAAAAACCACUCUCCGAUCUAGGUCUCCUGUCCUACCGCUCCUAUUGGUCACAAACGAUUUUAGAAAUACUCAUGGACCUCAAGCCUGAUAAUGGAGAACGGCCUCAAAUAACUAUAAAUGAAAUUAGUGAGAUCACAAGUGUGAAGAAGGAAGAUGUCAUUUCAACACUACAAUACCUCAAUUUGAUCAACUAUUAUAAGGGACAGUACAUCUUGACACUUUCAGAGGAGAUUGUGGAUGGACAUGAAAAAGCCAUGCAGAAGAGACAUCUACGUAUAGACCCUAAAUGCCUUCACUUCACGCCCAAGGACUGGAGCAAAAGGGGGAAAUGGUCAACUCCAUCUUGGAAACUGCAGGUGUUUUUUUUCUUUAAAGAAAGCAACUUUAUUGAUCGUAGGUCAAGUAGCAGCAUAAGCAGACACUCUUCUUGUCUCCACCCCUGA
Knipowitschia caucasica is the source of this 1845-nucleotide messenger RNA. The record is from the annotation of a GenBank genome assembly. Lineage: Eukaryota; Metazoa; Chordata; Actinopteri; Gobiiformes; Gobiidae.